Pestalotiopsis fici W106-1 is the source of this 867-nucleotide messenger RNA. RefSeq lists its product as uncharacterized. Lineage: Eukaryota; Fungi; Ascomycota; Sordariomycetes; Amphisphaeriales; Sporocadaceae. Bases 1 to 867 code for a protein of 288 amino acids. The record is from RefSeq and is a predicted model, not a curated record. The transcript is spliced from 4 exons.
AUGGCUGCUACUAUGGAGACAUUCAUGAACAAGACAAAGGCUGAAGACGACAAUGUCCCGGAACAGGCACGGCUAGAGGACCAGCAUGACACGAUCAUGUAUUCCAUGGGCGGGAAGGCAUUGUAUGCACCGAUUGAUCUGACCAAGCCAGGACUUAGGAUUCUGGACUCGGCAUGUGCCAACGGCCGUUGGAUCAAAGAUUUACAGGCAUAUUCCCCCGCACCCCACAACUAUAUCGGCACAGAUGUCGUGUCGUCGCUGUACCCAAACCCACCACCCACGCAAACUCACUUCCAGGAUCAGUCGAUCAAGGAAUCUUUCCCUGAUGCAUGGCAGGGGACCAUUGACGUUGUGCAUCAGCGGCUGGUCAUGGCCGCUGCGGCCCCUGAGCGAACACCGAUUGAUGUAGUCAAGGGUCUUGCCGGCCUUUUGCGACCAGGUGGUUGGUUGCAGAUGGUCGAAGUGAGCACGACGCCAGUUCAAGGCAACGGAACGGCUGUCAAUCAAUAUAUCGACAUGCUGGAUACUCUGUAUGCGAGGCUGUAUAGUACCUCGGACCAUUUCAAUCGCUCCAACUUGUGGGGCGGUCUUCCGCAAGACAUGAAGAAUGCCGGAUUGACUAAUGUGGCCAAAGAAGAGGUGCUCGUUGCGUAUGGAGCGGCGGUGAAGGACUCAUCUGUGAGGGAAAAGAGCAUCAGGACAGCAGUUGCAGGAGUGCCCAACUUCCUGGCAGUACUUCGAACCAUGCCCAAGGCAUUGUGGAAAGAUGCUUGGGAGGAUUUGCCAACCAGAUUACACACCGAACUAGUAGAGACUGGUGGUUUCGUAAAGUUCAUUGAAGACAUGAUUUGCCAUAGAACACUAUAG